Ochlerotatus camptorhynchus is the source of this 1771-nucleotide messenger RNA. RefSeq names its product cytochrome P450 307a1-like. The transcript has 3 exons. Gene Ontology annotation, molecular function: iron ion binding; heme binding; monooxygenase activity. The record is from RefSeq and is a predicted model, not a curated record. NCBI's taxonomy places the organism in Eukaryota, Metazoa, Arthropoda, Insecta, Diptera, Culicidae. Bases 98 to 1714 code for a protein of 538 amino acids.
UGCUGUGAAGAUCGAAGUUGAUCCUUGGCCUAGCAGAUAAAGGUGUAUCGUUGCUUGAGUGCUCCCAAAACAAGUUGAGGUGUGAAAAGUGAAAACCAUGGAAAAGUUCACGAUGUUUUUGUUCAGCUCCAACACAAUCUAUCUGCUAGUGGCCUGCUUUUUGGUGACUCUGAUUAUGCUACUCUCGGAAGUGAGGCAGAAAAUGAACGUGAAAAGUGAUCUUGUGAAGCUAGUGAAGAGUUUUCUUUUCGGACAGUGGUGGUCAGUGGAUUCGAAGGCAGAUCAUAAUAACAAUAAGAACAGCAUCGGUUCGGAAGUGAAAGUGCUUCGGAAAGCUCCCGGUCCGAAGAGCUAUCCGAUCAUUGGAAAUUUGAAGGAAUUGGGUGGCUACGAUGUUCCGUAUAAGGCGUUCAGCGUGUUGGCGAAGAAGUUCGGGUCGGUUGUGAACCUUAAACUUGGCUUCGUAGAUGCGGUCGUAGUUAACGGAAUCGAACACAUCAAGGAAGUCUUGAUCAACAAGGCGCAGUACUUCGACAGCCGUCCGAAUUUCCGCCGUUAUCAGCUGCUCUUUUCCGGCAACAAGGAGAACUCACUUGCGUUCUGUGAUUGGUCUGAGGUCCAGAAGGCUCGUCGUGACAUGCUGGUGCCACACACUUUCCCACGUAAUUUUUCCAAUCGUUUCAACGAGCUGAACCAUUUCGUCAACGACGAGAUCCGCUUGGUAAUUGGCGAAUGCAACGUGGACAGAGUCAUCGAGAUCAAACCGAUCAUCAUGAACAUCUGCGCAAACGUCUUCUCGCAGUACUUUGCCAGUCAUCGCUUUGAACUGGACGAUCCAAAAUUCCAGAAGAUGGUAAAAAAUUUCGACCUGAUCUUCUACGAAGUGAACCAAGGUUACGCUGCGGAUUUCCUACCGUUCCUGCUGCCGUUGCACCGUAGCAACCUAAAUCGUAUGGAUCAGCUGGCCGAGGAAAUCCGUGAGAUCAUGUUGGACACGAUCAUCAAUGAUCGGUAUGAUAACUGGGUAGAAGGCAGCACCGAGAAUGACUACGUCGACAGCUUGAUCAAUCAUGUCAAGUCCAAGAUCGGUCCGGACAUGGAAUGGGAGACUGCAUUGUUCGCCUUGGAGGACAUCAUCGGCGGUCACUCGGCAGUAGCCAACUUCCUCGUCAAGACUUUCGGUUACAUCAUUCAACAUCCUGAAGUUCAGCAGAACAUCCAAGCAGAAGUUGAUCGGCUGUUGGAAGCGGAAGGCAAACACACCGUAGACCUGUCCGAUCGCAACCGCAUGCCGUACACCGAAGCUGUCAUCAUGGAGUCCCUUCGACUGAUCGCAUCACCCAUCGUACCGCACGUGGCCAACCAGGACAGUCAGAUUGGAGGUUUCGACGUACCCAAAGACACGCUGAUCUUUCUCAACAACUACGACUUGAGCAUGUCGGAGGACCUUUGGGAAACCCCCGGAAAGUUCGUCCCCGAACGUUUCCUGCAAAAUGGACGCCUCAUGAAGCCGGAUUUCUUCAUCCCCUUCGGUGCCGGCCGUCGGUCGUGCAUGGGCUACAAGAUGACGCAGCUGAUCAGCUUCUCCAUCAUCGCCAAUCUGCUAAGAUCGUACACAAUCACACCGCUUUCCGGGCAAUCCUACUUCGUUCCGGUGGGCUCGCUCGCAAUGCCGGAGAAGUCAUAUGAAUUUCAAAUCAACCUUCGACAUUGAAAUCCUCGUUCUUCUUCCUCUCACAAGAACCCGCACAAACACGCACACUCACGCAUC